Messenger RNA from Oncorhynchus masou masou (cherry salmon), 9722 nucleotides. Its product is annotated as serine/threonine-protein kinase MRCK alpha-like. Lineage: Eukaryota; Metazoa; Chordata; Actinopteri; Salmoniformes; Salmonidae. Gene Ontology annotation, molecular function: ATP binding; protein serine/threonine kinase activity. The transcript is spliced from 41 exons. The record is from RefSeq and is a predicted model, not a curated record. Gene Ontology annotation, cellular component: cytoskeleton; actomyosin; cytoplasm. The coding region runs from base 916 to 6270 and encodes 1784 amino acids. Gene Ontology annotation, biological process: actomyosin structure organization; peptidyl-threonine phosphorylation.
CUUGCGCCCCACAGCACAGCAGAUGCUGUGACGGUCGCCAUGAUGAGCUGGGAUUUUGCCUGCAGCAGCAAGCAGUAGUUGGAGACGGCAAGCCACCAGGGAGGAAGGCAGUGUCCUGGACUGGUAUAAGCAAGAAUAUCGCUUCUUUUAUUGACAGGAAAGCGUUCAACCCCUUCGGAGAAACCGCCUUUUCGACGGAUACGGCAAUGGACAUAUACUCGAACCAUGGUUUUUAAACCGCGAAGAGGGCCAGGCAGAUGAUUUUUUUUUAAAGAAGAUUUAGAUUUAAAAGAAAAAACGAGCUAGCUUAAGCCUUUCGCCCUUCCAUUCUCAGACUCAACAGAGGAGGGGCAUUGGGGCUUUGUAGCAUUGCAGAUCUAGUGUUGAUGCAUUUUUUUUUGUCGCUGCAGAAUUGACAACCACAGAUAAUAACUCAGGGGAUUGCUAUAACUGCAUUGUCACGGGUAAUAUUUUCAUUGCUUGGAUUUUUGCCAGGAAGAAGACUAGAAAAAUACGAAAGGAAAUUAAUACCAGCGGCGUUCAUAAGGCUAACAAUACGUCAAAAUCUGCCGGCCAGGGCAGGGUCUGGUAAUUGUGAAUUCUUUAUGUGUCUUGGGGGAAUAGGUUAGCUAACUAAAUAAAAUGAGGAAAAUGUACAUGUCUCGCACAACUCCGAGAUACUCUAUCGAUACCUUUUGUGAGAGGUGGCUCAUGAUAGAUCUAUUUUAGCUCGCUAGUAACUUGCUUGGAUCAAAACUUCAAAGUUUUUUUUUUUCUUCUCAUUUUGCUACAAGGUGAGACGAGCUAGACUAACUUCUGUUCGUCACCGGUAAGCCUGAAUAUAAGGCUUAACAGUUUUAAGUGAGUUUCUAUCAUUUUCACGACUGCCAUCAUCACCAGACUACAGUUCGAAUCAUGUCGGGAGAGGUCCGUUUGAAGAAACUGGAAAAGCUGAUCCUGGACGGCCCAGCUCAGUCAAAUGGCCAAUGCCUUAGUGUGGAAACGCUAUUGGAUAUCCUUAUCUGCCUUUAUGAUGAGUGCAACAACUCACCCCUCAGAAGAGAGAAAAACAUAUUGGAGUUUUUAGAUUGGGCCAAACCCUUCACUUCCCAGGUGAAACAGAUGCGCCUGCACAAAGAGGACUUUGAGAUCCUCAAGGUGAUUGGACGAGGAGCCUUUGGAGAGGUUGCUGUGGUCAAAGUGAAGAAUGCAGACAAGGUGUUUGCCAUGAAGAUCCUCAACAAGUGGGAGAUGCUGAAGAGAGCAGAGACGGCGUGUUUCCGGGAGGAGCGGGACGUGCUGGUGAACGGGGACAGCCAGUGGAUCACCACCCUGCACUACGCCUUCCAGGAUGACAACAACCUGUAUCUGGUGAUGGAUUAUUAUGUGGGCGGGGACCUGCUCACCCUGCUUAGUAAGUUUGAAGACCGGUUGCCGGAGGACAUGGCUAGAUUUUACCUAGCUGAGAUGGUGCUGGCUAUUGACUCAGUGCACCAACUGCAUUAUGUCCACAGGGACAUCAAGCCAGACAAUAUCCUGAUGGACAUGAACGGCCACAUCCGCUUGGCGGACUUCGGCUCCUGCCUGAAACUCAUGGAGGACGGCACGGUCCAGUCGUCGGUUGCCGUGGGGACCCCGGACUACAUCUCUCCGGAGAUCCUGCAGGCGAUGGAGGAUGGGAAGGGGAAGUAUGGUCCUGAGUGUGACUGGUGGUCCCUGGGCGUGUGCAUGUACGAGAUGCUGUAUGGGGAGACCCCCUUCUACGCAGAGUCAUUGGUGGAGACCUACGGCAAGAUCAUGAACCACAAGGAGGAGUUAGGUGCUGCUGAGCGUUUCCAGUUCCCCCUGCAGAUGACGGACGUGUCUGAAGAGGCCAAGGACCUUAUCCGGCGCCUCAUCUGCAGCCGUGAGCACCGCCUGGGCCAGAACGGCAUUGAGGACUUCAAAUCUCACCCCUUCUUCUCUGGCAUCGACUGGGACAACAUCCGUACGUGCGAGGCCCCUUACAUACCAGAAGUCAGCAGCCCCACAGACACGUCCAACUUUGACGUGGACGAUGACUGUCUCAAGAACUCGGAGACGAUGCCCCCUCCCUCUCACACGGCCUUCUCUGGACACCACCUGCCCUUCGUAGGCUUCACCUACACCAGUAAAUGUACCCUAUCUGACCGGGGCUGUUUGAGGGAGUCGGGUGGUUCGGGUCCGGCACAGAUGGAUGUGUGUGUCCAGCGCAGUCUGGAGGAGAGUCUAGCUACCGAGGCCUAUGAGAGGAGGAUACGACGCCUGGAGCAGGAGAAGACUGAGCUCAGCCGCAAGCUGCUAGAGUCGACCCAGACAGUCCAGGCCCUGCAGCACGCGCCAGGAGAAGGACCAGCAUCCGUCCCCUCUAACAAGGAGGUGGAGAUCAGGAGUCUGAAGACUGAGAUUGACAUCCUCAAGAAACAGAUCGCAGACUCGGGUCAACUGGAGCAGAAGUUGGAGGAAGCUACAUCAGCCCGUCGAGAAAUGGAGGGCUCAUCCAAACACAUCAGGAGCCUGGAGAAACAGAUGAAGAGCCUCAACCUGGAGAGGGACGACCUGCACAAGGACUUAAUGGAGGCCAGUGAGAAGAUGAAGAGUCAGUCUAAGGAGUUGAAAGAAGCCCACAGCCAGAGGAAGCUGGCCAUGCAGGAGUUCUCCGAGCUCAACGAGCGUUUGACUGACCUCCGUUCAGCCAAGCAGCGCCUGGGCCGUCAGCUCCGGGACAAGGAGGAGGAGAUGGAGGGUUUGUCCCAGAAGGUGGAGGCUCUACGGCUGGAGGUGCGCAAGGCCGAGAGGUCCAAGAAGGAGAUGGAGGCCCAGUCUGAGGAGCAGACAGCAGAUGCUCAGAAGGAGAGGAAGCUGAGAGAACGAUCAGAGCAGCACUGCAGACAGCUAGAGGAGGAGCUGGACGGACUCAAGAAGCAGGUGGGGCCGUCCGCUUCCGUGGUGGGCUCGGACCAGAGCCAGGAAGUGGGGAAGCUGCGUGCCGACCUGGAGAAGAAGACCUUGUUCUACGAGGAGGAGCUGAGCAGGAGGGAAGCGCAGCACGCCAACGAGCUCAAGGGCCUCCGCAAGGAGCUCCGCGACGCUGAGGGACAGCAGCUCACCCUGCAGAAGGAGAUCCUGGUGCUCAAGGACAAACUGGAGAAGACGCGCAGGGAGAGCCAAAGCGAGCGUGAGGAGUUUGAGACGGAGUACAAGCAGAAGUACGAGAGGGAGAGGGUCAUUUUGACCGAGGAGAACAAGAAGCUCUCCAGUGAACUGGACAAGCUGACAUCCAUGUUUGAGAAGCUGAGCAGCAGCAACAGACAGCUGGAGGAGGAGAUGAGGGAGCUGGCUGACAAGAAGGAGAGCGUUGCUCACUGGGAGGCCCAGAUCACUGAGAUCAUACAGUGGGUGAGCGAUGAGAAGGAUGCGCGAGGUUACCUCCAGGCUCUGGCCACUAAGAUGACUGAGGAGCUGGAGGGACUGAGAAACACCAGCCUAGGUGCCAGGGCCACGCAGGACAUGCCGUGGAAGGUGCGGAGGUUCGCUAAGCUGGACAUGUCAGCCCGUCUGGAGCUGCAGUCUGCACUGGACGCUGAGAUCAGAGCCAAGCAGACCAUCCAGGACGAACUGAACAAAGUCAAGGCAUCGAACAUCUCCACUGAGUGUAAGCUGCAGGAGUCGGACACUAAGAACCAGGACCUGCUAGCUGAGAUUGAGAGGCUGAAGAAGGAGACGGAGGAGCUCCGCCUGCGCAGGGGUGUGAAGCACCAGGACUCCCAGAACUCUUUUCUGGCCUUCCUCAACGCUCCCACCACAGCCUUGGACCAGUUCGAUCGCUCUCCAUCCGUUGGGCCAACUAGCAAAGGCAGACGUGUGGACUCGGUGGACAACUUCACUCCCUCCAACACUCCAUCCAGAGGCGAGGACUCCAAGUCCCAGCUCAAGUCACGCUCACGGUCGCCCUCUAUGGCCAGCGACGUGGAGCCUAUAGAGUUGAUAGACCACCCCCCACGGCCAGUCCAGACCGCCACCAUGCGGUCAGGAGGGUACGGUAGUAUUGGCCGCUCAUCACCCAAGCCCAAAGCCCACCAGUUUGUGGUGAAGUCCUUCAGUGCUCCAACCAAGUGUAACCAGUGCACCUCUCUCAUGGUGGGACUCAUCCGCCAGGGCUGCACCUGCGAAGUUUGUAACUUCUCAUGCCACGUGACAUGUGCUGACAAGGCUCCAGCAGUGUGCCCCGUGCCACACGACCAGACCAAGGGGCCAUUGGGCAUUGACCCUCAGAGGGGCAUCGGCACUGCCUACGAGGGACAUGUCAGAGUGCCCAAGCCAACGGGGGUGAAGAAGGGUUGGCAGCGGGCGGUUGCCGUAGUGUGUGACUUCAAGCUCUUCCUGUAUGAGCUUGGAGAGGGCAAGGCCACGACACCCAGUGUGGUGGUCAGUCAGGUCAUAGACAUGAGGGAUGAGGAGUUUUCAGUCAGCUCUGUUCUGGCGUCUGACGUCAUUCACGCCAGCCGCAAGGACAUCCCAUGUAUAUUCAGGGUGACUGCUGCCCAGCUGUCCGCCUCCUCCAGUCACAAGCCUUCCAUCCUGAUCCUGGCCGACACCGACCACGAGAGGAACAAGUGGGUGGGGCUUCUCAACGAGCUACAGCGCAUCCUCAAGAAGAACAAGCUGAAGGAACGCUUCGUCUACGUGCCCAAAGAGGCCUACGACAGCACGCUGCCGCUCAUCAAGACCACGCAGUCCGCCGCUAUUAUAGACCACGAGCGUGUUGCCCUGGGCAACGAGGAAGGCCUUUAUGUUAUCCAUGUCACCAAAGAUGAGAUCACCCGCGUGGGAGACAAUAAGAAGGUCUACCACAUCGAUCUGGUCCCCCAGGAGCAGCUCCUAGCAGUCAUCUCCGGUCGUAACCGCCACGUCCGCCUCUUCCCCAUGGCCGCGCUGGACGGACGGGAGAUGGACUCCUACAAGCUGGCCGAGACCAAGGGCUGCACAGCGCUGGUGUCCGGGCCCGUCCGAAACAACUCCCUCAUCUGUCUGUGUGUGGCCAUGAAGAGACAGGUCAUCUGUUACGAGGUGAACAAGAGCAAGGCGCGCCACCGCCGGCUGCGGGAGCUCCAAACCCCAGGUCCUGUCCAGUGGAUGGGUCUCCUGAGCGAGCGGCUGUGUGUGGGCUACCAGGCUGGCUUCACGCGCUACAGCGUGCACGGGGACUGUGCCCCGGUCAGCCUACUGCACCCUGAGGACCACACCCUGGCCUUCAUAUCCCAGCAGGGCCUGGAUGCGUUGUGUGCCGUGGAGAUCUCCUCCAAGGAGCUGCUGCUAUGCUUCUCAGCCAUAGGGGUCUAUGUGGACUCGCAGGGCCGCCGCUCGCGCCAGCAGGAGCUGAUGUGGCCGGCCGUGCCCAACUCCGCCUGUUAUAACGCCCCCUACCUGUCAGUGUACAGUGAGAAUGCUGUGGAUGUGUUUGAUGUCAACACAAUGGAGUGGAUUCAAACCGUCCCACUAAAGAAGGUGCGACCUCUGAACCCUGACGGAUCCCUGAACCUCCUGGGUCUGGAGACCGUGAGGCUCAUAUACUUCCGAAACAAGACGGCAGAGGGUGAUGAGCUGGUGGUCCCCGAGACUUCUGACAACAGCAGGAAGCAGAUGGUUCGCAGCUUGAACAACAAGAGACGCUUCUAUUUCAGAGUCCCCGAAGAGGAGAGGCUACAGCAGAGGAGAGAGAUGCUGAGAGACCCAGAGAUGAGGAACAAGCUGAUCUCCAACCCCACCAACUUCAACCACGUGGCCCACAUGGGACCUGGGGACGGCAUCCAGAUCCUCAAAGACCUGCCCAUGAACGUGCGUGUUCAGGAGAGUCGUGCUGCAGGCUUCAGUGGCUCCGUGUCCAUCCCCUCCAUCACCAAGAACAGAGCCGAGCCGGGACGGUCCAUGAGCGCUAGCAGUGGACUGGGCAUCCGUUCGUCAUCUCAGAACGGCAAUGCGUUGAGGAGAGAGCUGUCCGGGGGUAGCUACAGCUCUAAGCGCCAGACCAUGACCUCUCCCUCCGAGAGCUCCUUAUCCUCCGGAGGGGGUAUGGACGGCUGCAGCGACGCACCCCUCUCCCAGUUCGACAGAGAGGACUCUGACUCACCCCGUCACUCGACGGCUUCAAACAGUUCUACGUUCAGCAGUCCCCCCAGCCCGGCCUCACCCCACAAGACCAAGUCCCUCUCACUGGAGAGCACAGACCGCAUGAGUGGCUGGGACACAUGAGUGACAGACACCACACAGCUCCAUUCCUUGACCCUCACCAAGCUCCCGGGCCCGCCCCCCUUCCCGGGCCCUGCCCACGGAACUGCACCCGCUGCCACAGGGAAAGGAAGUGUUUGACCAAGAGGGAAAUACUGGGAAAGGGUGUGUGUGUGUGUGUGUGUGUGCUCAUGUUUGUUUGUGUGUGUGUUUUUGAGGGAGGGCAUACAAUAUAGGAAUUAAAAUGUACACCCCCUUUCAUCUGCUUUGUAGCUGAUAACCAGAAUAAGUGAAGCGCUGAGUUUUAUUGAGAGUACUUUUGAUUGCAGCACUACUAGCCCCGUAUAGAUUAUUAUGUCAUUGGCAACUCCUGUAAAGAGACACACAAACCUCAAGACGCGACAAAGAGAAGAGGAUCAAUAUGAAACAACAGAUCAUUUGAUACGUGUACAUAGCACCCUUUGGGCUUGGGGGGUGGCCACCUUUUAUUUAUUCAUCUAUCUAUCGAAGACAUGGAGAACAAGGCGCUUUGCAGCUAGAGGAGAAAGAGAGGAUGUUUUCACUCUCUUUUUCCUUCUGUUGCUUUCUUCCAACGGUAGUUGGCAGCAGAAGAAGAGGGGGAAUUCCAUUUACAAUACAAGGCUCACAAAAUAACAUUUUUUUAAAAAUUAAGAAAAAAAGAAAGCAAUGAUGUAUUUUUUUAAUUUUUUUUUGCUCAUGAAGUGAAAUAUGUGCCGUGACUUAAUUUCUUCGUACUAUCAGCGAAAAGCUACAGCACAGCAGUACAAAAAUACAAGUAUGGUUAGGGGUAUUUUAACUCUAGGUGACACCUCGCUGGCUUCAUGUUCUCGAAUUCUUAGGGACAGGGUGUUUUAGAAGCAGACUGAACAUUCUAUAAUGACAUCACAGCUCCUUAUGCGACUUCCUCAUGACAUGGGCCAGUGACCUGGGACCAUUUUCCAUGUAGUGUCGACCUAGUACCGUAUAAGUGCAGUAAUAGACCAACCACCGAUCAAUUCCAAAAAGCCGAUGCCCAUCACAACCAUGUACAUAGGUUAAAAUCAGAGAAUAAUAUAUGAUAAGGGAAAUACUAUAAAGAAAUAGAUGAUGGGGAGAAGAUCCUCGAUUCCUGUUUAUCUUUUGAGUAUGAUUUGGGGUGAUAUCCGCACGAAAGCCAUUUUAAACCACUUCAAGUUCCUCUGAUUGCUUUUAGAUUUGUUUUCGUUUUUUUCUUUCUAUUUCAUAUAUGAGACACAAACUGUCAAGUGUCAUUUUGAUUUGCGUUUGAGGAAACUAAUAUUAUGGGUCGCAUGGACCCCGUGCUGUGUAGUGAAUGUGCAUUUAUUUGAAGCGAUCGUCUUGUCACAGAUGCAUGCGUUCACACUCACAUGCACGCGCGAACACACACACACACACACACACACACACACACACACACACACACACACACACACACACACACACACACACACACGGCCGUUUCCACCGCCACUCUUUCCACUAUGGUCCACAGUUGGAUCAGUUUGAGGUGGGAUUGCAUCUUUCCUAACUGACAGUGAUUCUGAAACACUAAGUGUGUAUUUCCAUACUUUUCUCUGUGGUACCAACGUGUGAACCUCAAAUAUGUUGUAUCCUUUGACUUCCGAGAGAGAUUUUGGAAAGCUUGUUAUAACCAAAAAUAGAAUGACUUGGAAUCUUGAGUCUUCGUUAUUUUUCAGACAGCCUUGCUUAUUUUGAAGAAUGUUUUGAUAGGUUAUGGGGGGGAGGACAAUUGUAGAUGUCGAUUUGACUAGACAGACAGCGCUAGGCUGAAAUGGGGGGUCAAAAAAGAGUGAAAUAAUGGAAAAGAAAUACUAAGAUGACUAGUUCAAUGUUUAAUUUCUGUUCCAAUCCUCCCUGCUGUCAUUGAUAUGUUCUUACUAUUAACUGGUAAGCUGUAUAUUACUGUCUGGUAAUGCAAUAACCUUGAUACAAGCCACAAAUUGGGGUCAAUUCCAUUUUUUUUCAGUCAAUUCAAGUUCCAUUCCAAUUUUCCUCAAUGCUUCGUUGUGACAAAUUUGGAAUUAGAAUUUCUGUUUACUUUCUGAAUUGCCUACAUUGAAAUGGACCCCAACUCUAAUGCAAAUCACAGCAUGGUGUUGUUGAUGUGUAUUUAUAUGUGGAGUGCCUAGAUCAGCUGACUCUUCUCUCUCAAGCGGAAGGGAGGGGACUCUUAUUCUGGAAAGGGGACUUUUUUCAUUUCUAAUGAGGAAUUAUUUUUAUGUUACAGACCGUUUAAUGAAUGACCGUUGUUACUUACUGUUCAAAGGGACCUUCUGUCUUAAGGUUUAGGAGUGGUGAAGUGUACCAAGUAGUCAAACAUGGCAGUUUAUCUAUCCUAGUCAGAAGUGAAUAGAAAUAUAAGGAUUCAGAUUUCUGCUUUCAUUCGUGCCAUUGGGGGCCUAAACCUUAACCCUAAACCACAAUUCUAUUAUAUUCCCUUGAAAAUACAGUAAUUUAUCUUUAGCCUACUCAUUCCACGUGUUUUUAGAAUUACAUUUUAUAUUGAGCUUGCAAAAUAAGCAUUUGCCUUUAGACGUCAGUCUCGCUAAGUUGGUUUUACUCAACCGUCUCAACUUAACCACCUCUCUUAAGAUUUCCUUUUAAAGCUACCAAGAGUCUCUAUUCAUAUCUGCUGGGCCUUGUCUGUAGAAUGUAUUAGCUGAGAACGAAGAGGAAAUAUCUUAGUCUGAGAGUUUGAUAGACCAGGCUUUAUACUGUAUAGUUAAAGGCCCGAAAUCCCACUUAAAAAAAUUAAAAUAAAAACUCAGGAAUGUCAGAACCAAUGAUUAUUUUCACCCUAACAAUGGAAGUGAGUGUGACAGAACAGACUACACUUGGGAAAGAAGAGCUACAUUUAGCCGUAGUGUAGCCAGCUGUGACUAGGCGUAAGGGUCUAAAGAUUCAGGUGGAAGAAAAGACUGAUACACUGAGGAAGAACUCAGACAAGUGUUUUGAAUUAAGGAUGAAAAGGGGUGAAGGAGCAGAUGGAGGGGUAGUAGUUUGAGGCUGAGGUGUCACCAUGAUAACCAUUAAAAAAUAUUUAAAAAACGCCUUUGCAUUUCAGUGAGGUCUUAUCUUCAGUUCCUUCUAUAUUAUUUUGUUCUUUCAUAUCAUAUUAUACACCUUGUUUUUCUAGGAUUGCUUUGUAAUAAUUUGUACAGUUUUGCAUGUUAUAGAUGUAAUCAUUUUAUUUGUUUUUGGAUUUGUUUUUAAUUUUGACUUGCUCAUUUUAUUUGAACGGUUUUGGGGAGUUUUAUUGAGGAUACCCACUACAGGUGAUGUAGAUUCUUUUUGCACAGAAAUAUUUAAGGUGUAAGGUCAAACAAAUAAUGUAUGGAAACUGGCCACCACACUUGUGGAGAACUCAUUAUAUUAACCUGACUCCAAUGUAUUUCAAUAAAGCGGAGGGCUGUUACAAAUACGGCUUCACUGAG